This is a messenger RNA of Mytilus californianus (California mussel), 2180 nucleotides long. RefSeq lists its product as uncharacterized. The record is from RefSeq and is a predicted model, not a curated record. NCBI's taxonomy places the organism in Eukaryota, Metazoa, Mollusca, Bivalvia, Mytilida, Mytilidae. The transcript has 2 exons. Bases 231 to 2153 code for a protein of 640 amino acids.
AAUUAGAAAGUCUAUAAAAAGAAUAGUAUAUUUUAUGUGUUGUCAAAUAAGAAAUCAACGGUCAGAAAGGCAAUGUAAAUGACAGGUGUAAUUGUGAAUUUCAUAUAUUUUGUUCGAACUUUACGAGACCUUACACAUAUUUCAACUUUUGGCUUCAAAGUGAUUCUGUAACAUCCUGCACAAUAUGUAAAUCCGUUGUGAAAGAUCUAGAUUAACGGUGGUGAAACAACAUGGAAGAUGUGUCAUCAUCCGUUUACCGUCACAUGUGCAAAUACGUAGUUGGAACAGAAAAUCACGUCAAAACGAUAAGAUUGAUAAACACAGUUUGUGAUAAUCUUUCCAGUGACGACAUAAAAGUGAUCAUUACCAGCGGAAGUUUUGGUGAAGGACUGCAGAUGCUAGGUAGUGAUCUAGAUCUUAUGUUUGUCUUAAAGGACAUCGAGGUCCACGAUAAUAGAACACCUAUUGUUUUUAGUCGUUCAAAAACGAAUUUCACAAUGAUGACAGAAGGUACAAAACCAGGUUUUGUAAUGUUGCAACUUAUAGGUAGUCCUCAUCCCCUCUUUUGUAAAAAAUGCAGAAUGGGCAAUUAUUUGUCAAAUGUCUUAUUCAAACAAACAUUUUUAAACGAAUUAGGUCCCUUUGUACACGGACCUUGCAUAUCCGAUAUUCAUGGUCGUUAUGACAUGGCUCCUAGCCUUCAUAGUAAAUAUUGGUUUAAACCCGCAUCAGGAUGGGUUGUGAGGUCAAAUAAUGCAUGGCCAUAUGAAAACACAAAGCAGAUGAUCAUUGAUCACGGCGUGCUGUUUGUCCCAAUCGGUGCUAAAGGGUCACCACACGAGGAAUUUGAAUGGCGAAUUUCAUUUUCAGUUGCUGAAAAACUUCUUAUUUAUACGUUUAGUCAAUCGCAGUUACUUUGUUAUGCGCUCAUGAAAAUUCUUCUAAAGGAUGUAAUAAAUACUGAUAGCAGAUGUACAGAUUUAUUGUGUUCUUAUUACCUGAAGACAAUUAUUUUCUGGAUAUCAGAAGAAUUACAACCCUCUGUAUGGACACCUGACAAUUUGAUACCAUGUUUUAUGAGAUGUUUCCUUCGGCUCAUUUAUUGUGUGCAGUAUCAAGUUUGUCCGCAUUAUUUCAUCCCAGAAAAUAAUUUGUUUGAGAAUAAGAUAGAAGGACUGGAUAGGACUAAUUUAAUAGAUACACUUCGUGUGCUCUUUAGCUAUGGAUGGCGAUGCAUGUUUUUCUCUAAACAAAUAUCACAUGUUUCGUUUUUACCCUGCAACAUUCAAAAUGAUCACAGUAUCUUUUAUUAUGAAGAUAUAAACAAAUUGUUAAACUCAAACGUAAUCAUUCGUGUUGGUUCUGUGAGUGGUAAAUACAAUAACUUUAGUAGAGCUGUUCAUAACGUUAUGUCUUAUAACUCCAAGAAAUUGAAAUACCUAUAUACAUAUUUCAUGUCAGUGAUGUGCAACAAACAUUGCCAGUCCGUAUACUUGAGCAGUACAAUCAAUAAUAAGAAUCAAUAUAAACAAUACAAAACUUGUCUAAGUUAUCUACUAAUGAACAUCAACCACGAUACUGUCUCUGGGUGGUUGAUCCUUGCUUCGUUUUUCUACAAGGAAAACCAAUAUACAAAAUCUCUUUUAAUUAUCUCGUAUGCAUUAUCGAAGUGUACACCUGAAAAACUAUUCCGUGGAGCAGAAUUGUCAGUCAUGCAACGUCUUAUAGUCAAAUGGUACUCUGUACAAAAGCAAGGAGUGGUUCAUUCGUUAAAAAAGUUACUGGUAGAUUAUGUCAUUUUUAAGACUUCGACAUUUAUUCCAAUGGAACUGCUAAUCGAAAAAAUUAUCUUUGCAAUUCCGCCUGUAGUUUAUGCACAUUUUUUGUCUUUCCUAUGUCAUUACCAUCUAAACAACGUGCCAGAAUUACGAAAUUCCCUUCAAGAUCUUCAAUUGACAAUAGACGAAGACUACUUCAUUGGGGAGGAUGUAAUUGUUAGAUCAACAUCUUACUACUGUCUUGGUACUGCUUUACAGUUAAUGGGAGACAAAUUAUCAGCCAAACAAGCUUUCACUGAGACUGUGAAUCUAUUAAAUUCGUUUCCAUUGUUGAUUAGGCGAUUAAAAAGGCUAUCUAUAAUAGCUUUCUGGUGAAAAAUAAAAUCAUUUUAUUCAAUAAGA